AUGUCUUCCACCAAGACGCUCUUAACCUUCGACGUGGAUGGAACUUUAAUCAAAUCGGUGGGCGAAAACGCAAACAGAUUCCAUAAAAAUGCAUUUUCGUACGGUUUCAAGAAAAUUUUCGGGUUAGACACGACCAUUGACGUGGUCAGCCAUCACGGUUCGACCGAUAAGUUGAUUAUAAGGAGCGUCUUGGAGUAUCACGAAAUUCCUGGUGAGAAAAUUGAGAACGAACUCGAAAACGUCGCCAACGCGAUGGUCGAAUACGCGACAGAAAACAUGCACGAUGCUGGUAACGGUAUCGAACUUCUACCCGGAGUUUUAGAGCUUUUAACCAAAUUAUCCGAACGCGACGAUUGUAUCGUAACGCUCGUGACCGGGAACUUGCAACCCAUCGCUUGGGCGAAAAUGACGCAAUUAGGCAUAAAGCAAUAUUUCAACGACGCGGUAAGAGGCGGCUUUGGCAGCGAUCACGAACAGAGAUCUGUGCUCGUGUCCAUCGCGCACGAAAGAGCGACCGAGAAUGGUUUUAAAGUCGACAAAAGAUUCCAUUUCGGCGACACGCACAACGAUAUCACCGCCGCGGAAACGAGCGGCGCUAUUCCCGUCGGGCUCGCCACCGGUAUUUGGUCCUUGGACGAUUUGCGAGAAGUCUGCGUGGAUAAAGAGAAAGGAUUGUUUUUCGAAAGUCUGCAAGAUACGGACCAAGUGUUGAAAGCCUUAGAAUUGUUGUCGUAA
Bathycoccus prasinos is the source of this 735-nucleotide messenger RNA. Its product is annotated as Haloacid dehalogenase domain-containing protein hydrolase. The transcript has a single exon. Lineage: Eukaryota; Viridiplantae; Chlorophyta; Mamiellophyceae; Mamiellales; Bathycoccaceae. The record is from RefSeq and is a predicted model, not a curated record. Bases 1 to 735 code for a protein of 244 amino acids.